This is a messenger RNA of Thelazia callipaeda (thelaziosis nematode), 1227 nucleotides long. The record is from the annotation of a GenBank genome assembly. Lineage: Eukaryota; Metazoa; Nematoda; Chromadorea; Rhabditida; Thelaziidae.
AUGGGUAGCCCAGAAACACGAAUGAAAGUUCAAAAGCGUGACAUUCGUUUCUGGACCACUGGUUCAUUUCUUACCCUCACUUUACUGCUAUCUGUUCUUUGCGCUUCAUUUAGUCUACUGAUGAUAAACAUGCAGAAACCCGGUUGCUCACGUCGACCUUAUAAUGCCUCACAACUUGGGCAUGAGAUCUUUCUUGAUGAUGGAUCACGUGAGUUCCGUAUAACGGUUGUGACAGACCUUGAUAAAAACAGUAAGCAUCCAACGAAAAAUCAGUGGCAUAGUUUCAUGGAGUAUGGCACUUUAACAGUAAACAGUGACUAUACCAAAGCAUCUGUUCAAUGGGAUAAUGCGGAAAAGGCAAAGAUUUGUCGUUGCAUUUAUAAACAUUUCAUACUUUCUGAUUUUUUCAAAAUAUAUAUCUUGUGCCGAAAUGCAUUAAUAAUUAAGAACACAUUGAUAGUACAGGUCUCACUUCAUUCUACACUUGCUACUGAUGGGCGAUCGAUGGAGUUAUCAGAUCUUGUCGUUUUCGAUGGAAAUUUAUUGUCGAUAGAUGAUCGAACAGGGAUUAUCUAUCAAAUUAAAAAUAAAGCAGCUUAUCCUUGGGUUUUCAUUAGUGAUGGUGCAGGGAAUGCGACAAAAGGUUUGAAAGGUGAAUGGAUGACAGUGAAAAAUAGUUAUUUAUGCGUUGGAGGACUUGGAAAGGAAUGGACAGAUACAAAAGGUGUUUUUUUGAACGAAAACCCAAUGUGGGUUAAGUUUAUCACAUCAGAUGGCAGGAUUGAACAUGUAAGAUGGGUCGAUGAAUAUAAGAAGUUGCGCGCAGCAGUUGGGAUAGAAUGGCCUGGUUACAUGAUACAUGAGUCAGUACAAUGGUCAUCCAUAUACAACAAAUGGUUUUUCCUACCAAGAAGAGUUAGCAAAUACUCUUAUAAUGAUGUAGAUGAUGAAAAAAGAGGCGCGAAUUAUUUGCUUAUUGCUUCGGAGGAUUUUUCAAAUAUUAAUUACCGCCAGAUUGGUAGAUCAACUGCUGCAAGAGGUUUCUCAGCUUUUCAGUUUAUUCCUGGUAGUAAAGAUCGCGUUAUUGUGGCCUUGAAAUCAGAAGAAGAAGCGGGUAUUCCAGUAGCUAGUUACAUUACCGUAUUCAAUCAUGAGACAAAUCACAUACUUUUAGAUGAGAUUGCACUUCCUGGCAAAUUUAAAUAUGAAGGAAUAGCCUUUGUUUAA